AUGGCUUUAGUUCUGAGGAAGGCUGUUUUGACGAAAAAUGUGUCGUUCUUAAAAUGCAUCAAGGGGCGAGCUUUGACUUCCGCGGGCACCAAGAAAAGCACCGCGCCGUUAUUGGCUGCGGUGAGGAGUCGCGGCCGGCGGGAGAGCCGUGGUCGCUCCGUCAGAAGCGCGAAGAUGGCACAAACGAAGGUACUGGUGACUCCGUGCGGCGGACGAGCGACUAGACGAACUGGUCGCCACUACAGCGUGUCGUGUCCCAGCCUUGUUACAGAGAAGAGUUGCCGACCAAGCGAUCACAUGGGCCCCUUUGGAACUAGAGCUGUUUCUUGCGUUUCCAUCAAAGCUCCUAUUCAAUGCCCCCCUCACUGCCCGUUAUGUGCUUUGGGUUUGCUGCAGCCCGGUACAGCUGUGGUUGGUCUGAAGAGGUCGUACUCUAAGCCGGCUGGUACGCCCCCGACGAGUGGGCCGUGUCCGUUCCCGUGCGGCCCGUGCGGCUGUCCAUCGGGCUGUGGCUGUCUGCCGCCACCCUCGAACCAGCCGCCGCGCUGCGUGCAGUACAUGACGGGCUACUAUUACUAUCCCUAUGGGUACUGGUUCUGCGGUCCUUACCACGUCAGCGGCACGUGUUAUCCAGUGGGACCGAAUGGGCCGGGGCCCUGCGGACCGUGCGCGCCAUGCGGCCCGUGCGGACCUUGCGCGCCGUGCGGUCCUUGUGCGCCUUGCAGGCCAUGCGCACCGUGUGGCCCGUGCCCUUGCCCGAAAUGCGCAGUCCCAUCUUGCGUGUGUCCUGGUGGGAGCGCAAUCGAAAAUACAGACCCACGACUUACUGCAAAGCUGAAUCCGAACAUUAUACCAGCGAAUCACCUUCCGCCCGCCCGCGAGGGUCCGAAGUUGGGUAUUUCAAAGUUCCUUCCCUUCAACACGACGGGUGCGCCCGGACUGAGCACGCCGCAGCCUGCCGACGCCAAGAAGCCGAAGCCUCCAGUAAUCUCAUCCCUGGUUUGUCCGUAUAGCACGCAAGCCCCGGGCAGCGCCGAGGCUGUGUCGAACUGCACCCUUGAGAACAAACCCAAUGCUUGGGAUGCCAUAGUAAACAAACAGUCGCCGUGCUCGCGGCAAGCGUCGUCUUGUGCCUUUCAGAGGACCGAGAGCACUCACAGAAAGACUCCGAUCUACCACAAGCGCUUGAGGCGGUUCGCUACUGAAGCGUGCCCUCCGCUCGACAAGCCGCGUGUCAUCUUGAGACGCGAACAAAGAGACCAGCCCGCUGUGCUGCCCGGAGCCUUCAAUUACGCCUCGGUGCCCGGUUUCAAGAAUCCUUAUCCACGAGCAAAAAUGAGUUUCAAGCCAUAUGAAUGA
Molecule: messenger RNA, 1359 nt
Organism: Bombyx mandarina (wild silkworm)
Lineage: Eukaryota; Metazoa; Arthropoda; Insecta; Lepidoptera; Bombycidae
Source: RefSeq, a predicted model, not a curated record